Messenger RNA from Sporisorium graminicola, 3735 nucleotides. RefSeq lists its product as uncharacterized. Gene Ontology annotation, cellular component: nucleus. NCBI's taxonomy places the organism in Eukaryota, Fungi, Basidiomycota, Ustilaginomycetes, Ustilaginales, Ustilaginaceae. The transcript is spliced from 2 exons. Gene Ontology annotation, molecular function: histone deacetylase activity. The record is from RefSeq and is a predicted model, not a curated record. Bases 1 to 3735 code for a protein of 1244 amino acids.
AUGGUCUUCAUCGUCAAGAUACCCAACCGCUCGCGUGCAAAUACCCCGGAGGCCUCCAAUACGCCUUCCAACGAGCAUGCGCCCGCACAACCAGCCUCGGUCCCGGACGCACGAGCACCCGUGCCGUCAAGCACGAGCACGAGCGCAAGCAUGCCAGCUGCCAGUUCCGCAGCGGAGCUCGAUGUACUCCUGGCACCGUCCGUGCUCAACCAUCGAUACGUGCGCGGCGUAGAUAAGAGCCUCAUCGUCGAACGUCCAGAACGCAUCCGUGCUGUUCUCCUCGGUAUCGCUGCGGCCAUCGGAAAGUCGUCCUCAGAUCAGCGUCAACAUCCGCCUUUGCCUCAAUCUACCACAACGUACUCGUUUCAGCCAUCGCCGACCUCUGUAUCCAAGUCGGUCUUGCCUCACCAGGACACAAUGGCAACCUCAUCAUCGCUAGCGUCGUCACACGACAGUCCUGCGGUGGGGGUGUAUGCCACACCGUCAUCAGCACUGCCAGCAGCGCCAGCACAGAGCAAUGACGACGACGACGACCUCAUUGCACGACUCAAUUCGCUGUCCGUGCAAGCCGACCUUACUCCACAACCUCCGGUACAGAUACGCCAAAAGUUCCGUGUCCUGCAUUCCACUAGAUCUCUGUCGCUCGAUCCACCCCAUCCCGCUGUAGCUUUCACUCAUGCGCAUGCAGACGAGAAGGUUACUCUGCUCGAAAGCGCUUAUGAAGUCGCGAAAAAGAGGCGCCGUGAAGCCCAGCCAAACGCCGCCACGCAGCAAUUCUCAACGUCGUCAGGUUCAUCGAAUCAGCUCCCGCACGUUGGAGAUGCCCUCAGAGCAGAUCGAGAAGGCACACCUACUCCUGCGUCUUUAAUGUCUGCAUCUGUGCCAACGCAACAAUUCCCGGAGGGGCCGACUAUCUCCACAGCCUCAACAUCUCACGCUGCCUACCUCGAAUACCUUUGCAGUCGAGCUCCCAACCAUGCACCGUUCUCACACCACAAACACCACCAAUCGUUUCCUUCCAAUCCCCUGCCCGAAGACAGCGAGGCCUACACUUCGAGCGACGGCGAAGGCGAUGACGCGAUGCAUCUCUCGGAAAUUCCUGAGCACCUGCCUCAAGGCGAUCUGUAUCUGGCAGGUCCUUCCGACUCAGCAAAUAUGGACGGUGGAUCCGCAGAGGCGAUUCGUCAUGCCAUGGGUGCUUGCUGCGAAGCCGUCGACCGUGUCACACUCGCAGCAGCAUCCUCAGACGCACCGACAUCCUUGCCGCUGCGCGAGAUCCAAUACGACACCUUCAGCCAAGACAGUUUGCAGAGCGACGGAAAUGCAUCUCCCGCCAAGCGUGCCUUCGUGCUCAGUCGACCACCGGGUCACCACUGCUCUGGUUCCACUCCACAAGGCUUCUGCUGGGUCAACAAUGCCAUCGUUGCCGCCGCCCACGGCUACCUCCAACACGCCAUCGACCGCGUCGUCAUCUUUGACAUUGACCUCCACCACGGCAAUGGCACCCAGAAUUUGGCAUGGCGUAUCAACGCCGAUGCCAACAAGCACGACGAUCUACGCUCCGAACGCAUCGCCAGCUUGCGUGCGGCUGCUCUGGACAAAGCACGCCAAGCAUUGGGAAGUGGCCACGGUCGGGCGCACGCCAGCAGGGUCGCCAAGGUCGCCUUGACCGAGCAGGACGAAGCCGAGGUCAAGCGUCAAGCGGGUCCACGCGCGCUGCGCUUGUUUUACAGCUCCUUGCACGAUAUUGAGUCGUUUCCGUGCGAGGAUGGCGAUGCGAAUAUGAUCAAGGAUGCAAGUACCUGUGUCGAGGGCGCACACGGACAGUGGAUUUGGAACAUUCACCUGGAUCACUAUCGAUCGGAAUCUGACUUCAAACGGCUCUACGACGAAAAGUACAAGAUUCUCUUCGCCAAAGCCGCACGUUUCCUCACUGCCACCUCGGCUACACCGCAGAGCACGCUUGUGCUCAUCUCGGCCGGCUUCGACGCGUGUGCAUACGAAUACCCAGGCAUGCAACGGCAUGGUAAACACGUCCCUCCUUCGUUCUACCACACAUUUGCUCGCGAUGCAGUCCAAUUUGCAGACUCGCAUGCAAAGGGUAAGCUGGUCUCGGUCCUGGAAGGCGGGUACAGCGACCGAGCCUUGUGUUCCGCUGCGUUGGCGCAUGUGACCGGGUUGGCUUUUGGUGCGGAGGGAGGGGAGGCAGAAGCAGAGUACUGGAAGCUGGAGAACCUGAUCGCGGUGGAGAAAGUGGCGAAGAAGAUGGCUGCGCACGCAGCGGCCGCUACCGUCGCAGAGGCAAGUGCAAGUGGGGCCAACAUCACGCCCAAACGACGACAGGCGGAACUGGCACCUUGGCUGUCGCAAACGUCAAAAGCAUUUGCUGCGUUCGAACAGGCGUGCGGCAAGCAGCACGUCGUGGCACUCGGUGCGAGUGCAACACCGUUGCGCGGUGCAGCUUCGGCUGCGGCAGCGAGGUCGAGCAGUGCCAUUUCGAGUCCGUCCACAGCUGCGGGAGGCAGAGUGCUUCGCGAUCGAGGUGCUCUCAAAUCCAGACCGGGAGCAUUUGACAGUGCAGCAUCGACACCGCAGCCACGACGCGCGGCGAGCCCGAUCAAGGCUACACCGACCAGAGCCUCCGCAGCAGCUUCGGCGAUUGGGCUGGGGAAGAAAGAAAGCCCGAACAAGAAGGCAUCCCCGUCAAAGGGCAAGGGUAACAGCGACGGCGGUCCUUUUGAGGUUGCUUUGUCGAUGCCGGUGAAGCAUGGAGAGGACGAGGACGGUAUGGCGAUGGAUACCGAUCCGCCCACGAGAGGUGUUGCGCUGGGCGGUGGCGCGGGAGCAGGAGUGAUGCGAAUUUCUUCAACAGUGCAUGCUGAAAAGGCGCAAGAUGGGGGAGAUAGUACGAGGGACGACGCCAAGUUGGACCUACAGCUACCAUGGUCGCAAGAACAACCGACGAAGCAACAGCAAACGCAGCAUCCAUCUCAGGUGGAAAUCAAACGUCAAGCCAACCUUCGAUUUGAUGGAAAUUCAACCCAGCCUGGAUCUGCGUUACCUCCAUCGACGACUUUCGCCUCGAUCGACAACACCACCUCAUCCCAUCCGUCCAUCACAGCCCCCCCGACUCCCUCGCCUGCACCAGCGCAGCAAUUGCCUCUCCCCACCACCACUACCACCUUGCCCAGCAGCACCGCAUCCUUCCUCGACCCCACCUCCUCCACAGCAGCCUCGCCGAAAUUAACGUGUCAACCCGUAACACUGGUCGACGCGAUGUCGGCGCCGCACGAGCAGAUCGUCGAUGCAAAUGUGAGCAACAUUCUGCGCGGAGGCGGGCACGAUCUGCUUGGGUUGGACUACCUGCGCUCGCGGGCAUUCCAGUUUGCAAACGGCGAAGAGGAGGAGGAGGACGCGCCCGGAUCGCCCGAUCUGGGACUAGGCGAAGAAGGGGGCUACUUCCCGAAGAUUCCGAAGGAUGCAAAGGGGGAGCAAGGCGAGAGGGAGGUACCCGGUGGACUGGGGGCGGCAUUGGCAGGGCUGAAUUUGAAGGAAGCUACGCUGGCCAGGGGGAGGAGUGGGAGCUUGUUUGGCGGUCGCGAGCAGCAGCAGGUGAAGGUGGAACAACAGGGCGAGGGAGCGUCGUCGUUAUACCCGCACUUGCCGUCGACUUUUGGAUCGCAAACCGAUGUCCAGCAGCAGCAGCGGCAGCAGCAGCAGCAGCAUCAGCAGUAG